Molecule: messenger RNA, 508 nt
Organism: Paramecium tetraurelia
Lineage: Eukaryota; Ciliophora; Oligohymenophorea; Peniculida; Parameciidae
Exons: 3
Biological process (GO): ribosomal large subunit biogenesis; cytoplasmic translation
Cellular component (GO): cytosolic large ribosomal subunit; ribosome
Molecular function (GO): RNA binding; structural constituent of ribosome
Source: RefSeq, a predicted model, not a curated record
UUUUAAUUAAAUCUUUUUCAAAAUGAAAACUCACGUCGAAGUCUCAAGUUAAAGAAGAAAGGGCAGAAGAGCCCAAUUGGGAGCACCAUCAAACCUUAGAUAUAAAUUAAUGAGUGCUCAUCUUUCAAAGGAUUUAAGAAAGAAAUACAAUGUUAGAGCAUUACCUGUAAGAAAGGAUGAUGAAGUCACAGUUGUUAGGGGCACACAUAAGGGUACAAAGGGUAAAGUUUCUUCGGUUUAUAGAAAGAGGUGGACUAUUUAAAUCGAGAAACUCACAAGAACAAAAGCCAAUGGAAUGCCAUACUAAAUCCCAAUCAGAGCAUCAUAAUGCAUCAUCACAAAACCCUACCUCAAUGAAGACAGAAAAUAAUUGUUAGCAAGAAAGGCCUCAGCCAAGGUUUCAACAAAAGGAAAGGGUGAGAAACACACCACUGAAAGCACUAAGAAAGCUGAUUGAUUUAUUAAAAUAUAGAAGUACAUUAGAAAUAUUUUUGUUGGCCACAUAUAA